Molecule: messenger RNA, 1681 nt
Organism: Fopius arisanus
Lineage: Eukaryota; Metazoa; Arthropoda; Insecta; Hymenoptera; Braconidae
Gene: dare
Product: NADPH:adrenodoxin oxidoreductase, mitochondrial
Exons: 2
Coding region: 214-1599 (461 amino acids)
Biological process (GO): ubiquinone biosynthetic process
Cellular component (GO): mitochondrion
Source: RefSeq, a predicted model, not a curated record
UUUGGAUAAGCUAACAAUCUAAUAAUCUUAGCGUAAAUGGCGAACAAUUCAAGACUUCAAACGGAGUUCGCUGGGAGCCGUCAAGCGGCUCGGUCACUCGUCUGUUUCGUCGUAGAGGACUCCUAUCCCAAUACCCCAAUAUAAUAGAAAACUUCAAAAACACCUUGGAAGCGGGAUCCAUCACUUCAUCCAGAUCAAAGAGAGAACAUUUGAAUGAUGGGAGGCGUUAAAGUGCUCCAGUGUGUUCGGAAUUUCUGUACUAAAGCUCCAAAAGCACGAAUUUGUAUUGUGGGAGCUGGACCUGCUGGUUUUUAUGCUGCACAGCAGUUAUUAAAGACAGCUAACGAUGUGGAAGUGGAUGUUAUAGAGCGUUUACCCGUUCCCUUCGGUCUGGUUCGAUUUGGAGUCGCUCCAGACCAUCCAGAAGUAAAAAAUGUCAUCAACACCUUUAAAAAAACCGCCAAGAAUCCUCGGCUUAAGUUUCUCGGAAAUGUUAACGUGGGGAAGGACCUGACUAUUACGGAAUUGAGGAGCAAUUACCAUGCAGUUUUAUUAACUUAUGGAGCUGAAGAGGACAGAAUAUUGGGAAUUCCAGGAGAAAAAUUAUCCAACGUAAUUUCUGGACGACAAUUCGUCGGCUGGUACAACGGAGUUCCGUCGGAUAGCGGUUUGGAAAUUAAUUUAAACGUCGAAGAGGCUGUUAUUCUGGGCCAGGGGAAUGUAGCUGUUGAUAUUGCGAGGAUUUUAUUAACUCCUGUCGACGAGUUGAAAAAAACAGAUAUAACUUGCCAUGCCUUAGAUCAUCUCUCUGUCAGUAAAAUCCGACGUGUAUGGAUGGUCGGCCGACGUGGGCCCCUUCAGGCAGCCUUCACCAUAGCAGAACUUCGAGAAAUGACGAAAUUAAAAAACUGCAGUACAAUCUGGCGUCCGGAGGACUUCACGGGAGUCGCAGAUGUUGUCCCAACGCUUGUACGACCAAGAAAACGACUCACUGAGUUGAUGUUAAAAAAUCUCUCAGAGCGAAUGCAUCCGGAAAACUCCAAUUCUAAACAAUUUCUUCCAAUUUUUCGUAGAGGGCCCAAGGAGAUUAUUGGUUCAACUUCAGUAGAGAAAAUUAAACUGUCUGUGAAUAAACUAGAGGGUGAGGACAUUCUUGAUCAGAAAGCUGUGGCCACGAACGAAUCUGAGGAAAUUCCCUGUGGUCUAGUGCUUCGAAGUAUCGGAUAUAAAUCAGUCCCGAUCGAACCGUCAGUACCCUUCGAUCCCCAACGAGGAAGAGUCGUCAAUUCCUCUGGGAAAAUUGGGGACAACCUCUACGCAGCCGGAUGGGUCGCUACUGGACCUGUCGGCGUCAUCCUUUCGACCAUGACGAAUGCCUUCAAUGUCGCGAGUUUAAUUCUCGAAGAAUUGAAGCCAACACAGUCGAAGCCAGGAUCAGAGGAAAUUAUGAAAAUCCUCAAGAGCAGGAAUAUUCGCCCUGUGUCGUAUCAAGAGUGGGAGAAAAUCGAUAAUGUCGAACAGGAGAGAGGAAAAGUAAAGGGAAAGCCUCGAGAAAAAAUUGUUGACGUAAAUGAAAUGCUAGAAAUCGCCUUUAGCUAGGAAAUUUUUAUUUAACCUGUUGCACUCAAUAUUUUUUCAACGGACAAACAGCUUUUUUACGAAUAAAUGGGUGCGAAUUUCA